Molecule: messenger RNA, 342 nt
Organism: Humulus lupulus (European hop)
Lineage: Eukaryota; Viridiplantae; Streptophyta; Magnoliopsida; Rosales; Cannabaceae
Exons: 1
Coding region: 1-342 (113 amino acids)
Source: RefSeq, a predicted model, not a curated record
AUGGACAAAUUGGCCAUUACUUAUAGUUCUAAUGUUUCACCGGAGGUGCGUGAAGAUAUCCGCACUAGUUUGGGAUUGACGACGAUGCAAACUCAUGACAAAUACUUGGGCUUACCCUAUUUGGUGGGAAAAAAUAAACGCCGGGCCUUGGCAUACAUCAAAGAUCGUGUCUGGCACAAGCUUAAAGGUUGGAAAGGGAAGUUGUUCUUAGCAGGCGGUAAAGAAGUUCUCAUCAAAGCGGUAAUCCAGGCAACACUGACUUAUGUUAUUAGUAUUUUUAAGCUCCCUAUUUCUUUCUGUCGUGAACUAGAUCCAUUGGAAGAGAUGGGAGAAGCUAUGUAA